Messenger RNA from Paramuricea clavata, 1327 nucleotides. Lineage: Eukaryota; Metazoa; Cnidaria; Anthozoa; Malacalcyonacea; Plexauridae. The record is from the annotation of a GenBank genome assembly.
AUAGAUGAGGACAGUGAUAUAUCUGACCAGUUUGAAGAUAAUGUGAGCAAUGUUGGAAACAAGGUUACAACUGAAACGUCAGACAAUGAAAUAUGUUCCCUCAACGUGUACGAGAACAGCAGAUCUGAAGGAAGGACUUCAUUUGGUGCAGCGAACGCAUGUCAAAGUUCAAGGUUUGAUUCGUUACAUUAUUAUGAUAUAGGUUAUCUCGAGUAAUAACAUAGGUUAUCCCUAUAAUAAUAUAGGUUAUCUCGAGUGACGUCAUAUAUUACGCAUUUAAAAUGAUUUACUAUAUAUUACGCUUUGGGUGAACCUUUUGAGCUUGAAGCUUAGGGCAAAUACCCCUCCCUUCAGUGGGCCUGGAUGGUGUGAUUAAUUAAUUUAAUUAAACCAUGUUUCUAGUAUGAAUAUAAAGGAGGUUAGUAACAUUGCUUUAACAAUUACUGUUCUCAUUCACUGUUUAUUGAUAAAUUUUUUUUCAACCAGCUGUUCAGAAUUUGGAAGCCCUGUUUCCAAACGUACCAGUACCUGAGCUUGAAAGCAUAUAUAAAGACAGCCUUGAUUUUGAACAUGCGCUCGAGGUUGUACUUCGUAGAUAUGAUGAAAAAGUCAGUGCCAAUCAUAGUGAAACAGAAACUGUCAGUCGAAGUGAAGCAAACAGCAGUGUCAUUCAAAAUAUCAAUUCACCAAACACUGCAGGUAUAUAGAUUAUAUUAACAUUUGAAUAUUUGAUUGAGUUAUAGGUGAAACGCUUCAGUGGCAGCAAAAUAUUGGGGGAGGGGGGGGGGCGAAGUUACCGGCGCCCCUCAGAUCACUUAUGGUUUUUUCUCCAUCUUUACAGUAUAAUGAGCCACCUUAUGUAUUUCGCGACCACACGUUAUUCUUCUAUAUAUAUGUAUGAUGUAAUGUUAGUCAUAUAUACAAUUCACACAUUUACGUUUUAACUAUAGGAUUAGAAUUGCUUGGUGCAAAUACAAAUGAUUCUGAUGAUGAGCAAGUUUGGGAUGCUCCUGUUUCAGAAGCCUUUUUUAAGGAUGAUGAUGAUGCCUCUCAAUGCCUAAAACGUUUUAUUUCUGGUGCAGUAAACCCCUUUGGGGAUGAACUUGACUUAGUCCUGGACAGAAACAAAGAUAUUCUCGAACAGGCAGUAAGAAAGUAUAAAAAUUCUGCCUUUGAUGUAACAAGGCCUUUAAAUGUAUCGUUUAAACAAGAACUCGGAGUGGAUGCAGGUGGUUUGACAAGGGAGUAUUUCCACCUUCUGAUGAAGAGGAUGCGCAAACAAACCGCCGGGUCCAUUACUUUGUUCGAAGGCAGUGAUGGUCAUUUG